Lucilia cuprina (Australian sheep blowfly) is the source of this 9651-nucleotide messenger RNA. It is a transcript of the gene NaCP60E, whose product is annotated as sodium channel protein 60E. The coding region runs from base 91 to 9354 and encodes 3087 amino acids. Gene Ontology annotation, biological process: sodium ion transmembrane transport; membrane depolarization during action potential; neuronal action potential. The transcript is spliced from 30 exons. The record is from RefSeq and is a predicted model, not a curated record. Gene Ontology annotation, molecular function: protein binding; voltage-gated sodium channel activity. Gene Ontology annotation, cellular component: plasma membrane; voltage-gated sodium channel complex. Lineage: Eukaryota; Metazoa; Arthropoda; Insecta; Diptera; Calliphoridae.
UGUAAUAUAAGAAAAUUAUACAAACGAAUAAUUUGUUAAAUAAAGAGCCACAACGAAUCAUAAAAAUUUUAACACGUCAAAUCCAUCAAGAUGAGUAAUAAUGAUAGAACACCAACAUCAAAUGAUGAUAAAGUUGCCAAACAACAAGUUGUUGCCUAUACACAAAAAUCACAAAUUAAACAUGAAAAUCGUCAUAUACAACUGGUACGUGAAUAUGGAUUUCAUCCUCGUACUAAAGCAACUGUCGAGGAUGGUGAUGUUCUGCCAAAGAAAUUCGAACCAUUUCCGGAAAAUAUGUACGGUCGGCCACUGGAGGAAAUUGAUCAAUUUAUAUACGAAGAGACAUUCUGUGUGGUUUCGAAACGUUUUCGGAAAAACUACAUACAUCGCUUUACGGGCACGAAAAGUUUAUUUCUAUUUCAUCCCUGGAGUAUGGCGAGACGAAUAUGCGUGUAUAUAGCAACAAAUCAGUAUUUCGAUUAUUGCGUUAUGGCUACAAUAUUGUUUAACUGUAUUUUUUUAGCCAUGACCGAAACAGUCGAAGAAGCUGAAUAUAUCUUCCUAGCGAUUUAUACCAUUGAAAUGGUUAUAAAAAUCAUUGCCAAAGGCUUCCUGCUCAAUAAAUACACAUAUUUGCGCAAUCCUUGGAAUUGGUUGGAUUUUGUGGUCAUAGCCAGUGGUUAUGCCACCAUUGGCAUGGAUGUUGGCAACUUGGCCGGGUUGCGUACAUUUCGUGUAUUGAGAGCUUUAAAGACUGUUUCUAUAAUGCCAGGUUUAAAGACUAUUAUUAAUGCACUACUGCACUCAUUUCGUCAAUUGGCCGAGGUCAUGACGUUGACCAUAUUUUGUUUAAUGGUCUUUGCACUAUUUGCACUGCAGGUUUAUAUGGGAGAAUUACGUAAUAAAUGUGUUAAAAAUGUACCCGAUGAAUGGUCGAAUACUUCAGAUCUUGAAUGGAGAUUAUGGAUCAACGACACUGAAAAUUGGUUGUAUGACGAUGAGGAGCUGCCCAUGUUGUGCGGUAAUUUAACGGGUGCCCGUCAUUGUCCCCUGGGUUAUACGUGCCUGUGCGUUGGCGAAAAUCCCAAUCAUGGUUAUACGAAUUUCGAUAAUUUCAUGUGGUCGAUGUUGACAACAUUUCAAUUGAUAACAUUGGACUAUUGGGAGAAUGUGUACAAUAUGGUGUUGGCCACAUCGGGGCCAAUGAGUGUGUCAUUUUUUACAGUGGUUGUGUUUUUUGGUUCAUUUUAUUUAAUUAAUCUAAUGUUAGCCGUAGUCGCUCUAAGUUACGAGGAAGAAGCCGAAAUAACAAACGAAGAACGCAAAAAAGACUUAUUGGAUCAUCGAGAUGAUUCAACAUUUAGCUUCGACCCGUCCGUUUUGAAUGUAAAAAAAUUAAAUAAAAGUAAUAAUAAAAAGAAGAUAGAUUCGCGUAAAGGUGUUUUAUUGGCAUCCUACAGUAAAAAGAAGACGAGAAGAAAAAAGUGUCCCAAGGGAACGGGCAAAGAAGGCGGCAAUGCUACGGACAGUAAUGGCAAUGGAACGCAUCACAGUAAAAAUGAUUCACUCACGCCAACACCCAGUCCCAGUCCACGUCACAGCGGCUGUGAACGUCCUACCGAUUUAGCCUUGAAAUGUGAACACUCCGAUGAAAAGACGACGCACGGAGAUAAACAACAACAGCAGCAACAACAACAACAGCAGCAGCAGCAGCAACAACAGAUUCGUCAGUCACGCAUUUGUUUUCAAGACGAUGCCGCAAAGAAUCCAAAUAUGUUAUAUCCCUCCCAUCCACUUAUGCCCAGUCGUCAGGCGAGUUCAAAUUCGAGUGGAGUAAAUCGUGAAUCAUCGCAAGAUGAUUCGGGUGUUGUGGAUGAUCAUGAUGAGCAGGAUAUAACGGCUUCCGAAGUGGUUAAUGUUUCGGCUACCGAUACACAAAAUGAUCAUACGGCUGUAACGUUGGCUCUGUCGCCGCGAGAGGUUCGCUUAAUUAAGUGUAAUGGUAAUAUAGCACGCAUUAAAAAGCAUAAUAUUUAUGCUUUACAUCCGGAAUACUCUUCCGAAAUUGUUGUAAUCGAUGAUCUUCCUGAUCGUAAUUGUGAUAGAUGUGUUCAAUGUUGUAUUGACUAUGAGGGUUGGUUGCAAUUUCAAAAUUGCCUUUAUAAAGUUGUACGCGAUCCGCUAUUUGAAUUGGCCAUAACGCUGUGUAUUGUAUUGAAUACAGCAUUUUUAGCCAUGGAACAUCAUGGCAUGAGUGAGAGCUUUCGCAAUGCCUUGGAUGUGGGGAAUAAGGUUUUCACUUCCAUUUUCACCUUUGAGUGUAUUAUUAAAUUGAUGGCCCUGUCCAAAGAGUUUUUUCUUUGUGGCUGGAAUAUUUUCGAUUUAAUUAUUGUUACGGCUUCCUUGUUGGACAUUAUAUUUGAACUGGUCGAUGGUUUAAGUGUUUUAAGGGGCUUGAGAUUGUUAAGGGUCCUUAAACUGGCUCAAUCUUGGACUACUAUGAAAGUAUUAUUGAGCAUUAUUAUAUCGACAAUUGGUGCUUUGGGUAAUCUAACCUUGAUAUUAGUCAUUGUCAUUUACAUAUUUGCCGUUAUUGGCAUGCAACUAUUUUCAAAAGACUAUACGCCAGAAAAAUUUGAACCAGAUCCAGUGCCAAGAUGGAAUUUCAAUGAUUUUUUCCAUUCAUUUAUGAUGAUUUUUCGUAUUUUAUGCGGAGAAUGGAUUGAACCUUUAUGGGAUUGUAUGAGAGCUGAAGAAGAGCAAGGUGCCUCUUCCUGUUUCGCCAUUUUUCUACCCACUUUAGUAAUGGGCAAUUUUAUGGUUCUAAACUUGUUCUUGGCCUUGUUGCUCAAUAGUUUCAAUUCGGAGGAGUUAAAGUCCAAAAAAGAGAUUUUCAAGAAAAAGGAAGUAGGUGAAGAAUCGAAAUUAGCCCGCAGCAUAGAAAGAGUACGAGACUUGAUACGUAAGAAACGUCAAGAGCGUAAGGAACGUAAAGAGCGUAAAUAUGCUACGAAAUUUCAGCAGAUUGUCAUCGAAGCCCAACAAGCAGCGGCAGCCGCAACAAUCGAUAAACCGGGCCUAAUAUCGGAAACAAAAUUUCACAGACUGAGCUAUCAGGAAUCUAUGAAUCGCCCAGUUUCUGGUUCCGAUUUUGGCUAUCAAAUACCUUUAAAGGGUAGCCUACACACUAUUGCGGAUGGUGUCGAAACGGAAGAUGAUAAAAAAUCAUAUUCUUCACAACAAUUAACACAUUCAAUGCUGAGCGGUGGUGGUUCGCUGCAUCACCAUCAUCAUCAUCAGCAACACCAACAGCCAGCAUUACAGUUGCUGUAUCAACAGCAGCAACCAGCAAUGCCAUCGUUUGAUGGCACUGUUGCCAGCUCCUGCCAAUUAGACAAUAAUAGCUUAAAUCCUCAAGUAGAUCGUCGUUUACAACAUCAAAUGUCUUCCGGAUUUGGUACGCAGCCAAAUGAUUCACGCGAUGAACCCACAACGUAUACCGAAUCGAUAGAACUGCAGCUGAUGGGUCAAUACAAUUCGACUGAUACGGACCCGUACGCCAACGAUCAGCGUAGUGGUUCUUAUAUGCGUGCCGAUUCUUUGCAAGAACGCAGCGGUUCCUAUAUGCGUGCCGAUUCGUUGCAAGAACGUAGCGGUUCCUAUAUGCGUGCCGAUUCCUUGCUGGAACGCAGUUCAACGCGUCAUUGCAGCGAGGAACACGAUGAAUCUUAUCUACAGUAUCAAAAAUCGUUGCUAACCCGAUCGCCCAGCUAUCGCAAGUCCCUGGAUCGUCUGUCACAGUCGAGCGAUCAAUCGCAGAGAUCAUUAAUUCCUUCCCGCAGUCUUAAGUCCGACGAGGAUGGUCAUUCGCGUCAUUCAUUGAACACCAUUUCCAUGGAGCACGAGGAACUGCUGUCGAAUCAGGCCAACCUUCGUGAAGAACUGUUGAAUUGUGAUCAAAAGGAAUUAUUUCAAUUUCUGCAGGACGAUAUACUCGAUAAUAGCAACAAUUAUUUUAGCGAUACUGUGGGUUAUGGUUCUGCUAUAAUGGAAGCCGAUACGGAUUCGCUAAUCGUUGUGGAUGGCCGACGGGAAGAGCGUAAACCCUCAACCAGCAGUAUUAAAUCGAAUUUAAGUUACAUCUCCAACUCCAUACUCCAAACCAUAGAAUCGCGUCGCAAUGGCAGUCAUUCCUCGAAUGGUAAUGGUCAUGAUAGUGAUAAUUUACCUUUAGUGGAACACUCCGAGUUCGACAAUAUUAUACAGAGUUUUGAAAAGGAAUUGGAGGAGAUAAAAAAGUCAACGACUUCUCUAGAGCGUAGACUAUCUACACUCUCCGAACCUUCGCCCGCAGCUGAUGAAGCUAAUAAGGCCAUAUUGGAACAUAUAGCGGUGAUAACAGGGGCUUCAGAAAGAACGGCAGCCGAUGAAGUUGUGGCGCCCUUAAAUCCCUACGAUAGCUAUGAUCUUUCUGCCGUGCCCCGACGACAGCACUCUUUGCCAGCCACCUCUACACGGGCCUCGGCCAAAAUCAAACGACGUAGUCUGGAAAAACAACGAAAAAUCGAUGAUGAUUUUAGCAUAACGAAUGAAAUACGCAAAAUCUGUGAUCAAAUGCAGGCACCUUUUGCCACAGUCGAAGCUAUGUCCGUGGCUGCCACACAAGCCUCGGGCGCUCAUUCACCUUUUAUGCGACGAAAAAGUGAUUUAUUUAGUGCUCAAUUCGAUCGUUUCAAGCGCAUGUCUCUCAUAGAACGCGUCGAGGAAGUGCCAGAGGAGGAGAAACCCAUUUCUACACUGCGCAUGGAAUCGGAACGUUUACCGCGCAAAUGCCUAACGGCCGAACCCAUGAAGAUCGAUAGUCUCUCGUUAAAAAGUACAAAUUCUUACGAAAAUCUACUGUUGCACAAGCAACUGACUAAAGCUCAAAAGAAACAGAAGCAAACGCAACAGAAACAGCCCUCGCUACAACGUGAUAGCUCACAAUCUUCCUCGGCCGCUAUACCACCCACACCACCAACCUCGCUUAAGUCGUCGAUGGAGCCGCAUACGCUGGCACAAUUGUCAUCGCUAAAGACGACACCGCCUCUAACGGCACUCACCGAACAUCAGCAACACUAUCAUGCCACAACGGCUCAAACACGUACCACACCUCUCCUCCCAAGGGCUGGUCCGGGUAGCGUUGAAGUACAGCAUACGAAGUUGCAUGUCAAACGCUCAAAGCAUCCACAAUCGUCGCUAGAUAAAGCUGCUUCCUUUCAGUCGGGACGCACCGAAUCGCAUAGUUCGGGUGCGGCCGAUACAUCAUCGGUUAUGGCACUAACUGCCCCCGGCGAGGCUCAGCUGUUGGCGGCAGGCGGUGAUUCGAUAACGCAGAGAGACGGCGAAGGUCUCCAGUCGCAGAAAUCAACGUUCUCACGACUGACUGAAAAACCAUGGCAUUGUCUGGUCUCCUACGUAGACGAUCUCACAGUGGGUGGGAGACGUAACUCGCAGGGAGCAUACAAUGAUCCCAUGACUUUUCCAAGUUUUGGACAAACGAAACCACCAAAAGUGCCAGAUGAUUGUUUCCCCCAAAAGUGUUACGAACACUUUUACUUUCGCUGUCCAUGGUUUAUGUCCUGUAUGGAUACCAAAAGUGCUAAACAUUGGACACGCGUCAGAACGGCCGUCUUGACUGUUGUGGAUACUCCAGCCUUUGAGUGGUUUGUUUUAGUGUUGAUCUUCGCCUCCAGCAUAACAUUAUGUUUCGAGGACAUCUAUUUGGAUAGUAAUAAAUCGCUGAAGCGUAUUUUAUACUGGACAAAUUUCUCCUUCUGUUUGAUAUUUGUCAUUGAGAUGGUAUUGAAAUGGUUGGCCUUGGGGUUUUCCAAAUACUUUACAAGUUUUUGGACUAUUUUGGAUUUUAUCAUAGUAUUUGUUUCGGUUUUUUCUUUAUUAAUCGAGGAAAAUGAAAAUUUAAAAGUUUUACGCUCUUUACGAACCCUAAGAGCUUUAAGACCCUUAAGAGCCAUAUCCCGGUGGCAAGGAAUGCGAAUUGUAGUAAAUGCUCUCAUGUAUGCCAUACCAUCAAUUUUCAAUGUACUUUUAGUUUGUUUGGUUUUUUGGUUAAUAUUUUCUAUAAUGGGUGUACAAUUUUUUGGUGGUAAAUUUUUCAAAUGUAUCGAUAACGAUGGAGAACUAUUGCCCGUAACGGAAGUGAAUGACAAAUGGGAUUGCAUAGAACAAAAUUUUAGUUGGAUCAAUUCAAAAAUAACCUUUGAUCAUGUAGGUAUGGGCUAUUUGGCUCUCUUACAAGUGGCCACCUUCGAAGGCUGGAUGGAAGUUAUGGCCGAUGCUGUCGAUGCCCGCGGUGUGGAUUUGCAGCCUCAACGUGAAGCGAAUCUUUAUGCUUAUAUAUAUUUUGUUAUCUUCAUUGUAUGUGGCUCGUUCUUUACUCUUAAUCUAUUCAUAGGAGUUAUUAUCGAUAAUUUCAAUAUGCUCAAGAAAAAGUAUGAAGGAGGAGUGUUGGAAAUGUUUCUCACCGAAUCUCAAAAACAUUAUUACACCGCCAUGAAAAAGUUGGGACGAAAAAAACCACAGAAAGUCAUUAAGCGACCAAUAAAUCAUUUUUUAGCGAUGUUUUACGAUUUAUCUAAUUCACGAAGAUUUGAAAUAGCCAUAUUUGUACUGAUUUUUUUAAAUAUGUUAACAAUGGGUAUUGAGCACUACAAUCAACCGCAUGCGGUAUUUUUCAUACUCGAAGUUAGUAAUGCAUUUUUUACCACCGUCUUUGGUUUGGAGGCCAUAGUGAAAAUCAUAGGUCUACGUUAUCAUUAUUUUACGGUCCCUUGGAAUGUAUUUGAUUUUCUCUUGGUGUUGGCAUCGAUAUUUGGCAUACUCAUGGAAGAUAUUAUGAUUGAUUUGCCGAUAAGUCCCACUCUCUUGAGAGUGGUACGAGUCUUUCGUAUUGGCCGCAUUUUGAGACUAAUUAAAGCUGCGAAGGGUAUUCGUAAAUUGCUGUUUGCCUUGGUAGUAUCACUGCCAGCCCUCUUUAAUAUUGGUGCCCUCUUGGGUCUGAUAACCUUUAUUUAUGCCAUUUUGGGCAUGUCACUGUUCGGUCAUGUCAAACUGCAGGGGGCACUCGACGACAUGGUCAACUUUCAGACAUUCGGUCGUAGUAUGCAAUUGUUAUUUCGCCUAAUGACAUCGGCCGGUUGGAAUGAUGUGCUCGAAUCGCUAAUGAUACAGCCGCCCGACUGUGAUCCGAAUUUUAAUCGUCAGGCGAAUGGGGAUUGUGGCCAUCCGCUGCUGGCCAUUUCGUACUUUACCAGUUUCAUUAUAAUUAGCUACAUGAUUGUCAUUAACAUGUAUAUCGCCAUUAUUUUGGAGAAUUUCAAUCAAGCUCAUCAAGAGGAAGAAAUUGGUAUAGUAGAAGACGAUUUGGAAAUGUUCUAUAUCAGAUGGUCUAAAUAUGAUCCCCAUGCUACACAAUUCAUACAUUUUGCACAGUUGUCAGAUUUUAUCGCAUCUCUGGAUCCACCGUUGGGCAUUGCGAAACCAAACACCGUAGCAUUGGUAUCAUUUAAUCUACCCAUUUCGAAGGGCAAUAAAAUUCAUUGUUUAGAUAUUCUCCAUGCAUUGGUGAAACAUGUUUUGGGUCAUGUCGAAGAGACGGACAAUUUUAAACAGUUGCAAGAGCAAAUGGACGUUAAGUUCAAGAAACAAUUCCCCACGCGCAAAGAAUUGGAAAUCGUUUCGUCCACGCGCAUCUGGAAGCGUCAAGAGAAGGCAGCUAAACUGAUACAGACAACGUGGCGAGAGUAUCAGAGAAGAAAGAAAGAGAAAGAACGUUCGAAUUCGGGUGAUAGUGCUACGCAAACAUCGAGUCCAGGAGGCUGGCAGGCGAGAUUAUCAUCAUUGAAUUUCUUUCAUUUGCAGGUUUCAAGACGUGGCACUCAAUGCUCAAGUCGAGCUUCUUCGCGCAAAUCUUCACGAGCCUCCGAUGCUUCCGAUAUUAGCGAAUUGGCUGGUCCCUGGUUGAAUUUACCACUUAUGAUGGUAUCCGGAGCCGAUGAUGUCGUCAACAAUAUUAAACAACAAAGUGAAGAGCUUGGCAAGCGUGGUAGCAUAUUUGUGGAAGCGCCUAGAGCUAAUCGACGCCGAAGCUUUUAUAAUUUCUUUUUGCGGCAUCAGGAUGCAGUUGAUGAUAGUUUAACUUCACCAUCAGUGCAUAGAAAAAGCAUUUCGCCCACAACAGCUGCUAUUUCCUCUACCACUUCCCUUGCCACAACAAUUGCUGAUAAUAAUACGACUACCGCCUCUUUGGACAAACAAAUCAUACAGCAACAGGCGGCGGUGGUAGCAACACCGACACGGAAACGUGCUACAAGUUUUAUACGCAAAAAACCACCCCUAGAAAGAGGUUUGUCAGCACAAAGCGCUUUAAGAGUUAACAAAAAUGCUUUUGUCUCUGAGGGUCCUACACCGGAAGUGAUUGUAACUAAACCAUCGCCAGAUCAAAGUGUUAUAGUACCAUUGGGUUUAAGACCGGAAAAUUCGACUUUGGUGCAUGUGUUAGUUCAUCGAGAGAGUGAGGAGUAUAAGGAGGAAGAAGAUGAGAAUGUUUCGAGAGCUGUAUCGCCAGCGAUGGGUUUGGGAAUGGAAAAACAUAAACCACCCCAAAUACGUAUUAGUCCUGGAUCGGAUGAUGGUAGCUUAACUAUUUUAGACUCAGUACAGUUAUCAACGGUACAGAUAAUGAUUGAAUCCCCCAAAGAACCACCUAGAGGUGAUUUCUCAGCAGAUUUUGAUGUACAGCAGCAACAACAACAGGAAGUUGCAGUCAUGCCUGUUAUAGAAGAACCUAUCGAUGUCAAUAUACAGGGUGAUACAUCCAAAGUAUUCUACGAUUACAAUCCCGAGGAGGCCAAUGAAAUUGUGGUAUUAGAAACUCUAACCGAAGAAUCACCUAAAUCUGAAGAUAUACCAGCACUGCCAGAUAUACCAGUGCCGCCAUCCUCUUUUGAUUUCAUCAACGAAAUCUCAGGCACUGAACAACUGAAAACAAUACCAAUAACAACAACAACAACUACAACGAUUUUAGCCGAAGGUGAAGAGAAAUUAGAUUUAAAACCUUUGCAAACUUCGCCAACAACAUCAACAACAACCACCAUCACAACACAAACUAAAGUAUCACAAACACAACCCAUAUCAACGGCAACAGCCACACCGACAACAUCAACAACAUCAGCAUCAUCAUCAACAACCACAUCACCAGCUUCUUCACAAACAUCAAAUGAAGAUGAUUUCGAAGAUCGUGAUAAGGCUCACGCCGAUGACCAUGAUGAUGAUGAUGCCGAUAACAUCAGAUGACAUUCACCCCAAACAGCACCGGUGAUUGCAAAAACAUCCAGUUCUAGUAGCACCAGUUGCUGUAGUUCCCGACCCCAUUCUAGUCCCUACAGUUCGGGUACGGACCAAAAUGAUGAUGAUGAUGAUCCCCUAGAACAGGAUCAACAUCAACAAUUCAGUUGACAACAUCGUAUCUGAGUAAAAACCUACAAAUACUAUUAUAAUUAUUAUUAUAUUUAUUAUAACUAUUAUUAUAAUUGUUAUAGUUGUUGUUAUAAAGAGUACAUCUACAAUUUAUCAAAUUAUACUCGAAUCAUG